UCCUCUUCCUCUUCCUCCUCCUCCUCGAUGCGGGGCUCUGGCCAGUCAGUCGCCUUUGAUUAUCAGUCUCCAGCAGCCCCUCUCUUGGCUCCUUGACAUGAGCACCAUAUAAGGCACAGCGAUCUCCAUAGAAACGUGUCAGUUUCAAUAGUAGUGUCAAAGUUCACUAUAUACAGACAUUCGCGCAGAUCCCCCCGUUUCGGAAACAUUGCUCUGCAGCUCCUCUUCCUUUAAAGCAUUUUUGGAGCCUCUCUCUUCUUUUUCUUCUUGCAUAUUCUACUAGUUUUUUUUUCUUCUUCCUUCUGCUGCUGCUGUGAUAUCUUUUCUCCGUUGCUCCAGCUGGAGGAGAGGUGAAAGUCUUGAACGGUGUGGACUCUAUUCGCUCAGCGAGAAGAUGAUGAUGAAGAUGAUGAUGAGCUUUAUUUAAGAAUACAGACGCGCCAAAUCUGCAGUUUUUUUGUGUGUGUGUUCGCUCCGCUGCUCGCACGGCGACCGGUGGAAAAGGAGAAAGGAAUUUAUCCACCGCAGCACUUUGGAUCCAGCGUCUUUUCACCACAAGAAGGUUUUUUUUAUUUAUUUAAAUACUCGCUCAUGUGAAUUGCUUUCCCUUUGUGGCUUUUUUUCUAUCAAAGUGCAGCUUUUUUCCCCCCCAACACGUCUGGACUCGCCUUUUCCUACAAGAUUGGGGAUUCCUGAAUGGCUCAGUGCAAUUUACCUUGGAACUGGCCUCCCGAUACUUGCAUAUCGUGAUCGGGUCGUCCCCUCCAGCCGCCCCCUUCUAUUUUGAAUGUAUCGAUCCACCUCAUCUUCUAUGAGAUUCCGUGCAGCGAUUUGACUUUGCAUCCAUCUUGCAAAAAAAAAAACCUUUUUCUCCCAUCCACGCUCCAGACCAGCAGCGAUCAUUUCGCUCUACAGCACUUUCCGUGGCCGAGAUAUGGCAAUGGUAGUUAGCGUCUGGCGAGAUCCGCAGGAAGACGUGGCCGGAGGACCUCCGAGCGGCCCCAACCCAGCAGCUCAGCCGGCGAGGGAGCAGCAGCAGGCUGCGUCGGCGGCGCCUCACACCCCGCAGACCCCCAGCCAGCCGGGACCUCCGUCCACGCCGGGCACGGCAGGGGACAAGGGCAGCCAGAACUCGGGGCAGAGCCAACAGCACAUCGAAUGCGUGGUGUGCGGGGACAAGUCUAGCGGCAAACACUAUGGCCAGUUCACCUGCGAGGGCUGCAAAAGUUUCUUCAAGCGGAGUGUACGCAGGAACUUAACGUACUCAUGUCGCGCCAAUAGGAACUGUCCCAUCGACCAGCACCACCGGAACCAAUGCCAGUACUGCCGCCUCAAGAAGUGCUUAAAAGUGGGCAUGCGGCGGGAAGCGGUUCAGCGAGGACGAAUGCCUCCAACCCAGCCCAACCCAGGCCAGUACGCGCUGACCAACGGGGACCCCCUCAACGGCCAUUGCUAUCUGUCCGGAUACAUCUCGUUAUUGCUGCGGGCCGAGCCCUACCCCACGUCCCGGUACGGGAGCCAGUGCAUGCAGCCCAACAAUAUCAUGGGCAUCGAGAACAUCUGCGAGCUGGCGGCUCGGUUGCUCUUCAGCGCCGUGGAGUGGGCCAGAAACAUCCCUUUCUUUCCCGACCUGCAGAUCACCGACCAGGUGUCCCUUCUCAGGCUGACGUGGAGCGAGUUGUUUGUUCUUAAUGCCGCCCAGUGCUCCAUGCCCCUGCAUGUGGCCCCUCUGCUCGCCGCGGCGGGCCUGCACGCCUCGCCCAUGUCCGCGGACCGCGUCGUGGCUUUCAUGGACCACAUCCGGAUCUUCCAGGAGCAAGUGGAGAAGCUCAAGACCCUACAUGUAGACUCUGCAGAGUACAGCUGCCUCAAGGCCAUCGUGCUUUUCACGUCAGACGCCUGCGGCCUCUCGGACGCUGCCCAUAUCGAGAGCCUGCAGGAGAAGUCCCAAUGCGCCCUGGAGGAGUACGUGAGGAGCCAAUAUCCGAACCAGCCCAGCCGCUUUGGCAAGCUCCUUCUGCGGCUGCCCUCCCUCCGCACCGUGUCCUCGUCGGUAAUCGAGCAGCUCUUCUUCGUCCGCUUGGUAGGUAAAACUCCUAUUGAAACCCUCAUCAGGGAUAUGCUAUUAUCCGGGAGCAGCUUCAACUGGCCUUACAUGUCCAUCCAAUGAUCCUUAUAUGACAAAAAAAGAGAGGAAAAGGACCAAAAUUCAGCACCCACCCUCCUCUAUGAAGACUAUAUUAAGACUUUUUCUCACAAGUUUGGAAGACUUUUGCACCCCUCCCCAUCCCCUGCAGUCUUCUGGGACUGAGAUGGAAUAUGUACAGAAAAAUAUUGGAACUGGACUUUACACCUGUGUAAAUCCACCCUCAUCUUCAAGAACAAUACUCGUCAUUUUGUAAAAUACUAGUCUUUAUUUUCUUUUUUUUUUUUGUAAAAAAUACAAAUAAAAUGAAAAACAUCGUAUGCGCAGUAAGAAAAAAAAAGAAUCAAGACUUAGCAGGAAAUAAUGUUUCCAAGCAAUUAUAAGAAUUUGUCCUGUGUCUAUGUACCUCUCUGUUUUGUAUUUUUUCUGGUUGUAAACCAGGCUUUCUGUGAUUCUAUACUAAUAAUUUUUGAUAUAACCUUUUGCUUCUUAUAAUGAGUGCGGUAUAUGUUGUCGAAGCUAUGUUCUCCAAGAAUUAAAAUUGAAGUGAGAAUUUAAAAAAAGAGAAAAAAACAGGAAAAAAAAUAAAGAAAUUUAGACAAUAAGAAACAAGUCUAAUCGCUAUGACAAUAUCACCACUGAUGGUUGAACUUUUUUUUUUUUGGUUAUUUUUCCCCCCAACACAAUGGACCUGCAACUACAAACUGACCCCUUCCCUCCCAGCCCACCCCCAGGACAUUUUUACUGAGAGGACAUCUGGGGAACCCCCCACAAACCCCCCCACCAACCACCUUACACCCACCACCUCCCCUCCCUCGGCCAUGAGUGCGAUCAUCAGUCAAAGAGGAGAGACAUGAAAAAUCAAAAAAGCACUUUUAAUAUAUCAUUUCAAAUACAUUUUUUUUCGUCUUUGGAGAAAAACAUUGUUUCUUGAAUUUUAUUGGUUGUUGCCUUCAAUUUGCUUACUCCAUGAUGCAGCUUUUUUUUUGCAGAAAGGCUCGGUUGAUGAUGAAGUUGUGUGAUGGUGACUGUACUAUUAAAAGACAAAUAGGCAACGA
Messenger RNA from Doryrhamphus excisus (bluestripe pipefish), 3204 nucleotides. RefSeq names its product nuclear receptor subfamily 2, group F, member 1a (gene nr2f1a). The record is from RefSeq and is a predicted model, not a curated record. Gene Ontology annotation, biological process: regulation of DNA-templated transcription. NCBI's taxonomy places the organism in Eukaryota, Metazoa, Chordata, Actinopteri, Syngnathiformes, Syngnathidae. Gene Ontology annotation, molecular function: zinc ion binding; DNA-binding transcription factor activity; sequence-specific DNA binding.